This is a messenger RNA of Chlamydomonas reinhardtii, 1055 nucleotides long. RefSeq names its product ribosomal protein S23. The record is from RefSeq and is a predicted model, not a curated record. Gene Ontology annotation, cellular component: cytosolic small ribosomal subunit; ribosome. The coding region runs from base 130 to 558 and encodes 142 amino acids. NCBI's taxonomy places the organism in Eukaryota, Viridiplantae, Chlorophyta, Chlorophyceae, Chlamydomonadales, Chlamydomonadaceae. Gene Ontology annotation, biological process: translation. Gene Ontology annotation, molecular function: structural constituent of ribosome. The transcript is spliced from 5 exons.
GCUCAAGCCCUGGUAGCAUGAGCCGCCCCCAUUCUCGCACUGCCCGCCCGCGCGGACUUGGGGCGGGCCGUCCCCACCAGUCUCCCUCUUUCUUUUGCCUCGUAGCAUCUUUCUAAACCCAGCGCCAAGAUGGGUAAGACCCGUGGUAUGGGAGCCGGGCGCAAGCUCCGGGUGCACCGCCGUGAGGAGCGCUGGGCCGACAAGGACUACAACAAGAGCCAUCUGGGCUCUGAGUGGAAGAAGCCCUUCGCCGGCGCUUCGCACGCCAAGGGCAUUGUGCUGGAGAAGAUCGGCAUUGAGGCCAAGCAGCCCAACUCUGCCAUUCGCAAGUGCGCGCGUGUGCAGCUGAUCAAGAACGGCAAGAAGAUUGCCGCCUUCGUCCCCAUGGACGGUUGCCUGAACUUCAUCGAGGAGAACGAUGAGGUCCUGAUCGCCGGUUUCGGUCGCCGCGGCCACGCCGUGGGUGAUAUUCCCGGUGUCCGCUUCAAGGUGGUCAAGGUGUCGGGUGUGUCCCUGCUGGCGCUCUUCAAGGGCAAGAAGGAGAAGCCCCGCUCGUAAGGGCGAGGCCGCGUGCGCGAGCAGCGGCUGUCGCCCCCGGCUGCUGUAACGCGGGUGUGUGUCGGCGCUCUCCUUCCUCAUGCCGGGGUCUCUCUGGGUAUGGGCAUGGGAACAGCGCCACAGCGCAGCCUGCGCAUGUAACAGCAGCAGCUGGGGCGGCUGCUGGCAGCGCAGCUAGGCGACGUGAGCGUGGAUGAGCUACAGCUCGGCGCGCUCGGAGUUCGUAGAGCCGCAUUAGGAGACCGCGUGCUCCCGGGCGGGCUGCAUAGCACACUGCGUGGUACAGCAGCUGGGACAGCGGCGGCGGCAGGCAUGGCGUCGCUGUGCGGUGGAUGGCACCCCGGGUACUGAGGCAGAAGGCGGGUCAGUUAAACGGUGUUUCGGAAGGAUAAUGAGCCAGCAGUUGUAAUUGAUAUGCUGCUGCGUUAUGCAGCCCUGUCGGGCGGUGGUCCGGCCUCGCUGCUCGCGCGCGGUGUGCAACGCGCUUUGACUGGCUG